AUGGCUCUGCAGGAUGUGUGCAAGUGGCAGGCUCAUGACAGCAGAGGACCAUCCUCUCGUCUGCCUCUGGCAGAUGACUGGGCCAUGCCCCGAGGCUGUGACCCUCAAACCUUCCUGCAGACCCAUGGCCCCAGGCUAGCCCACGGCACCACCACCCUAGCCUUCCGCUUCCGUCAUGGCGUCAUUGCUGCAGCCGACACACGUUCCUCCUGUGGUAGCUAUGUGGCCUGUCCAGCCUCACGCAAGGUCAUCCCUGUGCACCAGCACCUCCUGGGUACCACUUCUGGCACCUCUGCUGAUUGUGUCACAUGGUAUCGGGUGCUACAGCGGGAGCUGCGACUUCGGGCACUGAGGGAGGGGCACCUGCCCAGUGUGGCCAGUGCAGCCAAGCUUCUAUCAGCCAUGAUGUCCCGCUACCGGGGUCUGGAUCUGUGUGUGGCUACUGCCCUGUGUGGCUGGGACCGCUCCGGACCUGCCCUCUUCUACGUCUACAGCAAUGGUACCUGCCUGCAGGGGGACAUCUUCUCUGUGGGCUCUGGAUCUCCCUAUGCCUAUGGUGUGCUGGACCGCAGUUACAACUAUGACAUGACCAUCCCAGAAGCUUAUGCCCUGGCCCGCUGUGCUGUUGCCCAUGCCACCCACCGCGAUGCCUACUCAGGGGGCUCAGUAGACCUUUUUCACGUGCGGGAGAGUGGAUGGGAAUAUGUAUCACGCGAUGAUGCCUGUGUCUUGUACAUGGAACUGGAGGAGCUCCGGGAGCCAGAGCCUGUGACGGAGGCAGAAGAUGGCAAGAUCCAUCCUUCCACGCCCCACAGAGCUGGAGAAGAUGAACUGUCUUCAGGGCCAGGGGAGAUGACACCAGACUCUAGGAUGCCUGCAGAGACUGAGAGGCUGUGA
Castor canadensis (American beaver) is the source of this 897-nucleotide messenger RNA. It is a transcript of the gene Psmb11, whose product is annotated as proteasome subunit beta 11. The record is from RefSeq and is a predicted model, not a curated record. Gene Ontology annotation, molecular function: threonine-type endopeptidase activity. NCBI's taxonomy places the organism in Eukaryota, Metazoa, Chordata, Mammalia, Rodentia, Castoridae. Gene Ontology annotation, cellular component: proteasome core complex; cytoplasm.